Molecule: messenger RNA, 1200 nt
Organism: Cryptomeria japonica (Japanese cedar)
Lineage: Eukaryota; Viridiplantae; Streptophyta; Pinopsida; Cupressales; Cupressaceae
Product: momilactone A synthase
Exons: 2
Coding region: 148-1038 (296 amino acids)
Molecular function (GO): oxidoreductase activity
Source: RefSeq, a predicted model, not a curated record
ACAGGCGGCUGAAAGAGACGACCACUUUCCUCAUUUUCCCCCGAUGAUCGUCUUAAAUGAGCAGUUUACUCAACAUUCCGAUAGAUCUUUAGGCCUCAACGAAAGGAAUUGCUCUGUAAAACACAGAGCGCUCGGAGGCCAGCAAUAAUGAGGCUAGAGGGAAAGAUAGCUGUGAUCACAGGAGGCGCCAGUGGGAUCGGAGAAGCAGCCGUCAGAAUCUUUGUAGAAAACGGCGCCACAGUGAUAAUAGCCGAUGUGCAGAACGAGGCAGGUGAGCAGUUGGCAGCUUCGCUGGCACCAAGCACCGCCUUUGUGCACUGCGACGUGUCCAAAGAGUCCGACGUCUCCUCAGCGGUGGACUACGCCGUGGAGAAGUAUGGGCGGUUGGACAUAAUGUUCAGCAACGCGGGUGUUCCGGGGAAGCUCUUUCCUUCUCCGGCCGACAUCACGUUGGAGGAUCUGGAUCGCGUGCUGGCUGUUAACGUGCGUGGGUCUUACCUCUGCACGAAGCACGCGGCCCGAGUCAUGAUCCCCAAUCGUCGUGGGUGCAUUCUCUACACGUCCAGUCUCUCCUCGAUUGUGGCAAUGCCCAAUGGGCCAUCAUACACUGCGUCUAAGCAUGCGAUUGUGGGGCUCAUGAAGUCUGCGGCCGCGGCCCUAGCUCCCUACGGGAUCCGGGCGAAUUGUGUUUCACCCACGGGCCUGGCCACCCCCAUGGUGGUCGAUGGCCUUCGGGGCAACAUCCCCGGUUUUGACAAGAAGGCCGCCGAGGAUAUGUAUGAGGUUGUUUUUGAGUUCAAAGGGGCCAAGUUUGAGCCUGAGGAUGUUGCUCGACCUGCUCUUUUUCUUUGUAGCGAGGAUGCUCGCUAUAUCAGUGGCCAUAACUUGGUGAUUGAUGGAGCUUUUACAGCGUCUAAGGGAUUCUCCACUGCUAAUUCUAUGGACUUUCUUCCUCUCAAGAACUUUUUUGAAAAUCUUGCUCACCGAGCUAAUGGGGAAGAGGGUAGUGGGGCAGUCCAAGUGGACUUAAAAAAAUAAAUUCUUCGAGCCUAAAUUUUUUUUUUGGACUUGAUGGGUAAUGGUCCAUCUUUUUAGGCCCCACUUACAAUGUUAAUGUCAAUGAGGAUAAUGACUUGAGAGCUGCAAAAUAUCAAUGAGGAUAAUGACUUGAAAGUUGCAAAUAAACUAAAAUUGAUGACA